Vidua chalybeata is the source of this 1269-nucleotide messenger RNA. RefSeq names its product solute carrier family 30 member 3 (gene SLC30A3). The coding region runs from base 35 to 1183 and encodes 382 amino acids. Gene Ontology annotation, molecular function: zinc ion transmembrane transporter activity. The transcript has 8 exons. Gene Ontology annotation, biological process: zinc ion transmembrane transport; response to zinc ion. The record is from RefSeq and is a predicted model, not a curated record. NCBI's taxonomy places the organism in Eukaryota, Metazoa, Chordata, Aves, Passeriformes, Viduidae. Gene Ontology annotation, cellular component: plasma membrane.
GGUGCCGGUGCCCGCGGUGCCGCUCGCUCCCGGGAUGGAGCCCCCGACCGGCACCGAGAGCGCCCGCCUGGUCAGCCCGCGGGGCGGCCGCGCCGACAGCAGCCUGCGCCUCAAGAGUCUCUUCACAGGCUCUCGAGACCCCUCAGCACUGGCGGCCCCCCCGGCUCCAGAUGCCCACUGCCGCUGCAGCCCCCCGACCCCCAGCCCCGGGCAGGGCGGGCUCCAGGCCCGCCGGCAGCUGAGCGUCGCCUGCGCCGUCUGCUGCCUCUUCAUGGUCGGGGAGGUGAUAGGUGGGUACCUGGCACACAGCCUGGCCAUCAUGACGGAUGCAGCUCACCUGCUGACAGACGUGGGCAGCAUGUCUGUCAGCCUCUUCUCCCUCUGGGUCUCCAACCGCCCACCCACCAAGACCAUGACUUUUGGCUGGCACCGCUCAGAGACACUGGGUGCGCUGGCCUCUGUCCUCUCUAUCUGGGUUGUGACCGCAGCCCUGGUCUAUCUGGCGGCCGCCCGCAUCAUCAGCAACGACUAUGAGAUUGAGGCACGAGCCAUGCUGGCCACGUCCGCCUGUGCCGUGGCCGUCAAUCUGAUCAUGGCCUACAUCCUGCACCAGUCCCCUGCUGGCCAUGGCCACGGCACGGGGGCCUACGAGCAGCUGGAGAGCUCUGUGGCCUGCCAGCCCAGCCGUAGCCCCCUGCCCGGCAGCACCAGCGUGCGGGCAGCCUUCGUCCACGUGGUGGGUGACCUGCUGCAGAGCGUCAGCGUCCUCGUGGCUGCCACCAUCAUCUACUUCAAGCCCCAGUGCAAGAUCGCAGACCCCAUCAGCACCCUCUUCUUCUCAGUCUUCGUCCUUGGCUCCACCAUCACGAUCCUCAGAGACGUCUUCAGGGUCCUCAUGGAAGGGACACCACGGGGCCUGGAGUUCGAUGCGGUGAAGGAGGUGCUGCUGGGGGCCAGCGGGGUGCGGGGUGUCCACGACCUGCACCUCUGGGCGCUGACGCUGAGCCACCUCGCCGUGUCGGUGCACGUGGCUGUGGAUGCUGGCACUGACGCUGAGAUGGUGCUGCAGGAGGUCACUGCCCGGCUCCAGAGCAGGUUUGGCUUUGCCCAGUGCACGGUACAGGUGGAGCAGCACCAGGAGGAGUCAGCAGGCUGUCCCCACUGCCAGGACCCCCGAACCUGAGACCCCCACCCGCUGCUACGCUGGGCCAGGCGUGGCCCUGGCCCCAGCUCCUUGUGCUACAGCACGGCAGUGCUUGAGAUCCCAAC